GCCAGGCCUGUGGGCCAGGAGGGGGGCUCCUGCUGGCGUCCAGGCAGGGACUGUCGCUGGCCUUUCCCUGUGCUGUGUCUCCAGGCUGGACUGGCCCUGAGCGGCAUGGCGGGGCCCCAAAGUGUCUCCUUGGUGCUGCUGCUUCCUCUGCUGCUGCCACUGGGGCCAACCUGGCAUGCAGCUGCCCAACGCUGCCCGCAGACCUGCGUCUGCGACAAUUCCAGGCGGCAUGUUGCCUGCCGGCACCAGAACCUCACCGAGGUGCCGAAUGCUAUCCCUGAGCUGACCCAGAGGCUGGACCUCCAGGGCAACAUGCUGAAGGUGAUCCCGCCAGCUGCCUUCCAGGACCUGCCUUACCUGACACAUCUGGACCUGCGGCACUGCCAGGUGGAGCUGGUGGCCGAGGGUGCCUUCCGUGGCCUGGGCCGCCUGCUCCUCCUCAACUUGGCCUCCAACCACGUGAGCGCGCUGCCCCAGGAGGCGCUGGACGGGUUGGGCUCGCUGCAGCGACUGGAGCUGGAGAGCAACAUGCUGGAGGAGCUGCGGCCGGGCACGUUCGGGGCGCUGGGCGCGCUGGCCACGCUGAACCUGGCCCACAACGCUCUCGUCUACCUGCCCUCCAUGGCCUUCCAGGGCCUGGUGCGCAUGCGUUGGCUGCAGCUGUCCCACAACGCGCUCAGCGUGCUAGCCCCGGAGGCCCUGGCCGGCCUGCCCGCCCUGCGCCGGCUCAGCCUGCACCACAACGAGCUGCAGUCCCUGCCUGGGCCGGCCUUGUCCCAGGCCCGCGGCCUGGCCCGCCUCGAGCUGGGCCACAACCCCUUCACCUACGUGGGGGAGGAGGACGAGCUGGCGCUGCCCGGCCUGCGGGAGCUGAUGCUGGACCACGGGGCCCUGCAGGCCCUGGACCCCAGGGCCUUCGCCUACUGCCCCCGCCUGCACACACUGGACCUCCGUGGGAACCAGCUGGAAGCCCUGCCGCCGCUGCAGGGCCCGGGACUGCUGCGCCGGCUGCGGCUGCAGGGGAACCCGCUGUGGUGCGGCUGCCAGGCCCAGCCGCUGCUCGAGUGGCUGGCGCGUGCGCGCGUAAGCUCGGAUGGCGCCUGCUGGGGGCCCCGGCGCCUGCGCGGCGAGGCCCUGGACGCCCUGCGGCCCUCAGACCUGCGCUGCUCGGAAGCAGGGGCGGAGGAGAGGGAAGAGGAGCUGGCUGCCUCGCAGCAACGUGCCCCUGCCGGCGCCCCCAAGGAGGAGGCCGGGCCCUGCCCGCGUGCCUGCGUAUGCGCCCCGGAGUCCCGGCAUAGUGGCUGUGAAGGCCAAGGGCUGCGGGCAGUGCCCCGCGGCUUCCCAAAUGACACCCAGCUCCUGGACUUGAGGCGGAACCACUUCCCCUUGGUGCCCCGAGAGGCCUUCCUGGGCCUGGACCUCUUGGUGUCUCUGCACCUGCAGCACUGUGGCAUCACGGAGCUGGAGGCAGAUGCCCUGGCAGGACUCAGCAGCCUGAUCUAUCUCUACCUCUCUGAUAACAGGCUGUCAGGCCUCAGCGCUGCCGCCCUGGAAGGGGCCCCCCGCCUUGGCUACCUGUACCUGGAGCACAACCGCUUCCUACAGGUGCCAGGGGCUGCCCUGCGCGCCCUGCCCAGCCUCUUCUCCCUGCACCUACAGGACAAUGCUGUGGAACACCUGGUCCCCGGGGAGCUGUCAGGCUUGCAGGCCUUGCGCUGGCUCUACCUAAGUGGGAACCGCAUCACCCAAGUGUCCCCUGGGGCACUGGGCCCAGCCCGGGAGCUGGAGAAGCUGCACCUGGACAGGAACCAGCUGCGAGAGGUGCCCACUAGGGCACUCGAGGGGCUUCCUGCUCUCCUGGAGCUGCAGCUCUCGGGGAACCCACUCAGGGCCCUGCGAGAUGGGGCCUUCCAGCCCGUGGGCCACUCACUGCAACACCUCUUCCUGAACAGCAGUGGCCUGGAGCAGAUUUCUGCCGGGGCCUUCUCGGGCCUGGGGCCCCAGCUCCAGAGCCUACACCUGCAGAAGAACCAGCUGCAGGCCCUGCCUGCCCUGCCCGGUCUCAGCCAGCUGGAGCUCAUCGACCUCAGCAGCAAUCCCUUCCACUGUGACUGCCAGCUGCUCCCACUUCACAGGUGGCUCACUGGGCUGAACCUGCGUGUUGGGGCCACCUGUGCCACUCCUUCCAGUGCCCGUGGCCAGAGGGUGAAGGCGGCAGCUGCUGUCUUUGAAGCCUGCCCAGGAUGGGCUGCCAGGAAGGCCAAGCGGACGCCAGCCCCCCGACCCAGUGCCCAGAGAACCCCCAUGAAGGGAAGACGGCAGAGCGCAGACAAGGUUGGGAAGGAGAGAGCCCGCCUCUGAACCCUGAAGCCGCUGACCCCGCCUCAACCUCGCCGGGAGGGUCUUACUCUCAUCGGGACCAGGCUCGGACGGGAUCCUCUCCGUGGCCUGCACGUCGUCCUCCAGCAGGGGCUUCUUGGACCCCUGUCUGAGGGGCCGGGUCUUGGUCGGUGGUAUUCUUUUUCCUUUGAAUAAAAACAAACUUAAAUC
Molecule: messenger RNA, 2550 nt
Organism: Camelus dromedarius (Arabian camel)
Lineage: Eukaryota; Metazoa; Chordata; Mammalia; Artiodactyla; Camelidae
Gene: CHADL
Product: chondroadherin like
Exons: 6
Coding region: 106-2361 (751 amino acids)
Biological process (GO): positive regulation of Rho protein signal transduction
Cellular component (GO): plasma membrane; external side of plasma membrane
Molecular function (GO): protein binding; ganglioside GT1b binding; ganglioside GM1 binding
Source: RefSeq, a predicted model, not a curated record